Medicago truncatula (barrel medic) is the source of this 2623-nucleotide messenger RNA. RefSeq names its product mitogen-activated protein kinase 16. NCBI's taxonomy places the organism in Eukaryota, Viridiplantae, Streptophyta, Magnoliopsida, Fabales, Fabaceae. Gene Ontology annotation, biological process: protein phosphorylation. The transcript has 10 exons. Gene Ontology annotation, molecular function: MAP kinase activity; ATP binding. Bases 456 to 2150 code for a protein of 564 amino acids. The record is from RefSeq and is a predicted model, not a curated record.
CGGCACUUUAUGUCUCUGUCUGUGUCUUAGCUCUGCAUCUUCACCACAACCUUGUUCAACUUCAACUACGCGUUUUCUCUUAGAUCCGAUACUUGGUGUUUUUUUCACUUCACUACCAAUUUUCAAGACGCAUUUCCAGAUUUCCUACGUUAUUUUUUGUGGGUUUUCGAUUGUAACAUAGUUGUUGUAACCUAGUACGUGUUCCUGUCUUUUUUUCCUUAUUUUUCAAUCAAAACAGCUUUAUUGUUCGUUUAACUUAUAUGGGUCGUGUUUUUUUUUUUUUUAUUGAGUUAUGUUCUAUCUAGAAUUUAAAGUUUUCAUCUUUUGAUUUUUUUUUCUUGUUGCGGAUUUGGGUUUUUCUUUCAUUUUGAUUAUACCCUUUUGAAGUGAGAGUUUGGUGAUCUGGAUUUGGGUUAAGAGAUUAUUUGGAGGGUUUUUAUGCUUUGGUUGCAGAGAUGAGUCAUGAUCAGAGAAAAAAGUCAUCUGUGGAUGUAGAUUUCUUUACCGAGUAUGGUGAAGGGAGCAGAUACAAAAUAGAGGAAGUGAUUGGUAAAGGAAGCUAUGGUGUUGUUUGUUCAGCAUAUGAUACACAUACUGGAGAAAAGGUUGCUAUAAAGAAAAUCAAUGACAUAUUUGAACAUGUAUCUGAUGCCACUCGCAUUCUUCGCGAGAUUAAGCUUCUUAGACUUUUACGCCAUCCGGAUAUUGUGGAGAUCAAGCAUAUUUUGUUACCUCCUUCAAGAAGAGAAUUCAAAGAUAUAUAUGUUGUAUUUGAACUCAUGGAAUCUGAUUUACAUCAGGUCAUCAAAGCAAAUGAUGAUCUGACACCAGAGCAUUACCAGUUUUUCCUCUAUCAGCUUCUACGAGGCUUGAAGUAUAUACACACAGCAAAUGUUUUUCACCGAGAUUUAAAGCCGAAAAACAUUUUGGCGAAUGCUGACUGCAAAUUGAAGAUUUGCGACUUUGGUCUUGCCCGAGUAGCUUUUAAUGAUACACCCACUGCUAUAUUCUGGACAGAUUAUGUUGCAACGAGGUGGUAUAGAGCUCCCGAAUUGUGUGGGUCCUUUUUCUCCAAGUAUACACCAGCUAUAGAUAUAUGGAGCAUCGGUUGCAUUUUCGCAGAACUUUUAACUGGAAAACCUCUUUUCCCUGGGAAGAAUGUUGUCCAUCAGCUGGAUAUCAUGACUGAUUUUCUUGGAACACCAUCCCCUGAUGCCAUUGCAAGGGUACGGAAUGAGAAAGCUCGGAGAUACUUGAGCAGCAUGCGUAAGAAGAAGCCAGUUCCUUUCUCGCACAAAUUUCCUAAUGCAGAUCCCCUUGCUCUUCGGCUGUUAGAAAGAAUGCUGGCAUUUGAGGCUAAGGAUCGGCCUACUGCUGAAGAGGCCCUAGCAGAUCCAUAUUUCAAAGGAUUGGCCAAGGUUGAGAGAGAACCUUCUGCUCAGCCAGUUACUAAGAUGGAAUUUGAAUUUGAGAGGCGGAGGAUAACAAAGGAAGAUGUACGAGAGCUUAUAUACCGAGAAAUAUUGGAAUACCAUCCAAAGAUGUUAAAGGAGUUUCUAGAGGGAGCAGAGCCAACGGGUUUCAUGUAUCCAAGUGCUGUGGACCUUUUCAAGAAGCAAUUUGCAUAUCUUGAGGAGCAUUAUGGCAAAGGAGGAACUGUUGCUCCACCUGAGAGGCAACACGCUUCUUCACUGCCGAGAGCGUGUGUGUUGUAUUCUGAUAACACGAUGCAGAAUACGGCUGAGGUUGCUGAUGAUCUAUCCAAAUGUUGCAUCAAAGAAGUUGAGAGACCACCUGUAGAUAGGAGUAGCGAUAUUCAUCCGAUGACCCGGAUUCCAUUACAAGCUCCUCAAAAUAUGCAAGGUCUUGCUGCAAGGCCUGGAAAAGUUGUUGGUUCUGCGAUGCGUUACAACAACUGUGGGGUGGCAGUGACUGCAGAAACCGAACAGCGGAGGGUGGUUAGGAAUCCACCCGUUUCAUCUCAGUAUGCUGCUUCGAGCUGUUCGUAUCCCAGGAGAAAUCCAAACUAUAAAAGUGAAAGGGUAGAAGAUGAUGUGAUUGAAGGUUCAAAUGGGCUGCAGCCAAAACCUCAAUACAUAGCAAGAAAAGUUGCUGCUGCUCAAGGCGGAGCAGGUGGUCAGUGGUAUUGAUUUUUGACAUGACAUUGAAUAUAUAUAUGUGGCCGAAAACUGCUUUGUGCCAUGAUGGUCUUGAUACAUGGAUAUCAUGCGCUACACCUGAUCUUGACCUUCCGAACUUCAAAAAUUGAAGUGGCAUAACCUUGAAAAUGAUCAACGUAAGGUAGAGCUUGAUUAAGAGACUCACUUGUAAAAAACAAGUAACUAGAAGUGUGACCCGCCCGGUCCAGUUGAUGAUUUUCUUACACUCUACUCUAAUUUGUUAAACUACAGAAGCACAUUAGACCUGAUAACUCAUGAACUUGAAGCUAGAGCGUCUGCUUCAAUGCAGAAUUGAAGUUGUUACUUUAUCUUGGGUACAAUUAUAAAGUUAAUGUAUUUUAAAAGAGAUUGAUUUGUCGUCAAAAAGUUACACCUUUUCUCUACGAGUAACUUAUUUUGGUAUUAACAAACAAGAGAUCGAAUAAGUGCGUAAAUAAUUCUAA